Messenger RNA from Porites evermanni, 1829 nucleotides. NCBI's taxonomy places the organism in Eukaryota, Metazoa, Cnidaria, Anthozoa, Scleractinia, Poritidae. The record is from the annotation of a GenBank genome assembly.
GACGAGUCGUGUACCAAGUUUUACGUGCCAGAUAAGAACAGCCCUUUGACUUUGGGUGUGUGCGACGGGGGAUCUUGUAAAUGUGUUAGCGGUAAGUUGGAACAAGUACUGACGUUGCUUUCAUAUUUUGAUCCUGCUAUUGUUAAAAUAUUUUACAGACCUCUUUAGCUUAAUGUACAGUGGAACCUUGAUAUUAUGAACCUCUGUGUAACGAAGUGCUCGGUAUUACGAAAGAUUUUCUUUAUCCCAGUUAUACUUAAAUACAUGGAAAUGUACCUCGAUAUUCCCCUGUAUUUUUUGUUUUUUCAAUGAUGGUCUCAUGGGAAAUUUCCCCUUAAUCUUUUGAUGAAUAACGCGUACAUAUCCACGUAAACAUAACGAAAUUUGAAAGAAAUGGAGCGUUUUCACUCACGUGGCCACCAUUUAUGCUAAUUCAUUGUUGCCGCGAAAGGAAAUGCAACCUCAAGAGAAUAAGGCUUGGAUGUAUAACGUCAAGUUUUAAAUUUCGUUUCUUCAGAUCCAUGUGCUAAGGAAGAUCCUCCCAUUGGCAACAUCUCCAAGCUCACCGACAUGGCUUGUCUUAAUUAUCAUUACGGUAAGAUGGCACGAACUUACUGUGCGAUUUAAUAGUGACUGGGGCACUUUAAUUUUUUUAAAUUUUUAAUUUUUUUUUUUAAUGAACACUAGUGAGCAGCACAAAGUAACGCGAAGAUCUUGUUUACUUGAUUUUAUUUCUCCCACCGGUUUCAUCUGAUCACACAGACUUCAUCAGGGAGUAUAACAAGAUGGAGCUAAGGAACUAACUUUAUACCUAAUAAUUAAGACAAAAUUACGUUCCUGUUAGGGUGCGAACAGUAAAAAACGCCCACAAAAUAUGCGUACAAGAUAUGACUAUAAUCCUGCGUUAUAAAAUUUGCAAUGUUUAGUUUUGGGGCUCACGGAUUCAACAUUUAAUUUUCAAACACUGACAAGAAUCUUCGAUAAGAUUACGUGUUAGUUUCUUCAUCGCCUUCGUUCACAAAUAAACUCAGUUUUAAAUGUUGAAGGAGAAGUCAAGGUUGAUAGACGCCUUAUAACUUUAUUUCAACCUUUUUUCCGAGGUAAAGAGAUUUAGAGCUCUGAAAUGAGCAUUUUCUUUGAAAUUAUGGUCCGUAUAGCAAGUUAAGGACCGCAAAUUGACCAAUCGCAUGGCGAAAACAGACUCAACCAUAUAAUAAUGAUUAUUAUAAUGAUGAUGAUAAUGAUGAUGAUAAUGAUAAUGAUGAUAGUGAUGAUGAUGAUGACGAUGAUGAUGAUUAAAAAGAUCACCCUAUUGGGAACGGCGCGCAAACUAAGAAAACUUCUGUCUAUCCCGAAUUAAAAAUACCCCUCUGGCACCUCGGGACCAAGAAAUGGGUCCGAUUCAGUAAGAAAGUGCAAGAAGCAGUCUGUAGCAAGUUAGCACCAGAAAUAAUAAUAAUAAUAAUAAUAAUAAUAAUAAUAAUAAUAACUAUCAUUAAUUAGUUAUUAUCAUUAUUUUGUCAGCAAUUAGAGGGCGAGUUCUGCUGAUUGACCAAUACAAAAAUAUGGUAGAGUAUCUGGUACGAGUUCUGAAAAUCAUCAAGAAACGCAACAGGAAAUUAACAGUUGGAAAAGUACUCACGCUUUGGAAGCGCAGAGACUGCAACAGUCCAGAUCUCAAGGAGAGGAACGAAUAUUUGUUUAUGGGCCUUGAGAAGGGAGGGAGAUACGAGCUGGACAAGAGCUCGUUCGUGAAAUUUUGGCCGAAGAGCCGAGCCAACAAGGAUAAAAAGAGCUUGGACAAGUUCGCUAAGCAAUUUACGUGCUAA